Parasteatoda tepidariorum (common house spider) is the source of this 3050-nucleotide messenger RNA. Its product is annotated as aminopeptidase N. Gene Ontology annotation, cellular component: cytoplasm; membrane. Gene Ontology annotation, biological process: proteolysis; peptide catabolic process. The record is from RefSeq and is a predicted model, not a curated record. Gene Ontology annotation, molecular function: zinc ion binding; peptide binding; metalloaminopeptidase activity. NCBI's taxonomy places the organism in Eukaryota, Metazoa, Arthropoda, Arachnida, Araneae, Theridiidae.
ACGUCAGAAUAAGAGGCGGGGCUAGUAGUAAAACGUGAAAACAAGAAAGGCCGCCGUAUUAGAACAGGUGCUAAAACAGCACCGAAAACAUCGCAAGUAUGGAUUCGAGCGGUAAGACACCGAAUAAUUUGAGUUUCAAAGAGAGGAAGGGUUAUUUCGUUCCACGCUGGGGGAUUGUAGCGGGACUGGGCUUUGCUGCGCUGUGCGUGCUUGCUGUGGGGCUGAUUGUGGGAUACUUGGCUCCCUGUGGUUCGAGGUCCGGUGUUUCCGACUUAAUAAAUCCCGAAGCUCGUAAAGAGUUACCGUAUGUGCGAUUACCUAGAAGCAUUAUACCAGAACACUACAAUGUGGUACUGCAGCCCUACAUUGAACCGGGGAAUUUUUCUUUCGACGGAAAAGUUGAGAUUCGAAUUAAGGUACUUGAACCGACAAACAAUGUGACUGUUCACAUCAACAAUAUCACAGUCAAGCAGGACACAGUUGAAUUGUCCGGUCAUGGGGCACCGACCAUCAGUUCACUCGGAGAGGAUAAAGAAAAACAGUUUUUUAUAUUGUACCUGAAGGGUCAAUUGAGUGCCGGACAGACGUAUGAAGUGCGAAUGGACUUUGUGGGAACUCUUAAUGAUCAACUUUCCGGAUUUUAUAGGAGUUCGUACCAAGAUCCAAGUGGUCAAACCAGGUGGUUGGCAACAACACAAUUCCAACCCACUGAUGCUCGCCGGGCAUUUCCCUGCUUUGAUGAACCCGGGUUAAAGGCCACCUUCAACAUCACCCUCAUCAGACCCUCCCACCUUACCAGUAUCUCAAAUAUGCCACGGUACAAAACUGAAGAAAGAGAUGAUGGCUGGGUGGCUGAUCAUUAUGAAACAACUGUCCGAAUGUCCACCUAUCUCUUGGCUUUCAUAGUCAGCGACUUCGUUAAAAAAGAAGCUCCCAACUUUUCCGUGUGGAGCAGAGAGUCUGUGAUCGACACAACAGCCUACGCUCUGGAUGUGGGUCCAAAAAUUCUCAAAUUUUAUGACACUUUCUUCAACAUAUCAUAUCCUUUGCCAAAAAUGGAUAUGGUAGCAAUUCCUGACUUCAGUGCGGGUGCCAUGGAGAACUGGGGUCUCAUUACUUACAGGGAGACUGCUCUUCUGUUCGAUCCCCGCUACUCGUCUGCCUCCAACAAACAAAGGGUGGCAACGGUCAUCUCGCAUGAACUCGCCCACCAGUGGUUCGGCAACUUGGUAACUCCUAAAUGGUGGGACGACCUGUGGUUGAAUGAAGGGUUCGCGAGCUACGUCGAGUACCUGGGAGUAGAGGCGGUCCACCCUGAAUGGAAGAUGAGCGAUCAAUUUGUCCUGGAUGACCUGCAGGAUGUUCUUGACCUGGACUGCCUAAAGACUUCUCAUCCCAUCUCUCUGCCUGUCCGACAUCCUGAUGAAAUUAACGAGAUUUUCGAUAGAAUAUCAUACGGAAAGGGAGCAUCUAUUAUUAGAAUGAUGAAGUACUUCCUUGGAGAUGACAACUUUAAAAGGGGAUUGGCGAAUUAUUUGAACGCCAAGAAAUUUGACAAUGCUAUUCAAGAUGAUCUCUGGCAAUAUCUCACUUUGGUCCAGGAGGAACAAGACCGCAUUGAUGUUAAAACUGUAAUGGAUUCAUGGACACUUCAGACAGGCUAUCCAGUGGUCAAAGUGACCAGAGAUUACACUGCUGGAACUGCAACCGUACAACAGACAAGAUUUCUCCUAGAAUCCUCAGAAAAAGACAGCAGUCGCUGGGAAAUUCCUUUCACCUACACAGAUGGAGCAAAUCCAGAUUGGAAUCCCAUAACCAAACUUUGGCUACACAAAACAAAUGGAAGCAUCAAAGGUUUACCUGGAGCUGACCACUGGGUAGUGGGCAACAUUCAAGAGGUCGGUUACUAUAGAGUCAACUACGAUGACCACAACUGGAAAUUACUCAUCAAGCAAUUCCUGGAAAACCACGAGGUGAUACAUCCUGUGAAUAGGGCGCAGAUAAUUGACGAUUCACUUGACUUGGCAAGGGCGGGUCACAUAGAUUACCAUUUGGCACUCAAUAUGACCCUCUACUUGAAGGAAGAGGAUGACUACUUACCUUGGAAAGCAGCUCUCUACGGAUUCUCCUUCAUCGACUCCAUGAUCUCUAGGAGUGCUGUCUUCGGAAAAUGGAAAAAUUAUUUGGUUGAACAGUUGAAACCUAUGUAUGAACGCCUUGGCUGGAACGAAAAUUCAGAUGAAAAUAUAUUAGUUCAAUACAAGAGAACGACCGUUGUGGGAUGGAUGUGCGGUUAUGAUUAUCCAGACUGCAUCAAAACGGCGCAGCAAAAAUUUGAAGAAUGGAGAAGAGAUCCCACCAACACUAACGUAAUUCCUCCUAAUUUGAGAAGCGUAGUGUAUUGCUCGGCGGUCAAAAAUGGCGGAGAAGAUGUUUGGAAUUUCAUCUGGGAGCAAUACAAGAAAGCUCAGAUCGCAUCUGAGAAAGACAAAUUCAUGUAUUCAUUGGCAUGCGCCAAAGAACCAUGGUUGCUCACAAGGUACCUAAACUGGAGUUUGAGUUCUGAUUCGGGCAUUCGUAGACAGGAUGGAAGUUAUGUCUUCCGAUCUGUUGGAUCUAAACUUUAUGGAAGAGACAUAACAUUCAAUUACAUCAGAGACAAGUGGAAUAUUGUAUUUGAAAGGUAUGGUAAGUCCUUCUUCGCAAUCAGCAGCAUGUUGAAAUCAGUCACACGAUCUCUCAACACACCUUUCGAACUCUUCCAGCUGAAAGAGUUUUACAAAAAGUACAAGAAUAAUCUGGGUACAGCCAACAGAGCAUUUGAUCAGUCGCUGGAAAAUGCCGAAGCUAAUGUUAGGUGGAUGGAUAAAAACUAUGUCCACAUUGUCGACUGGUUGAACUCAGUCAUGUGAAAAAAAUCAUUUCAUCUGUUUAUAAUAUCGGUUCACUCUAUUCAUAUAAUUAAAAAACUGAAGAAACGUUUUCAACUAAAAGAAAGUUGUCAUUACAGGAGCAAAUCAUUUUAAUUUAUUAAAAUUGUUCUUUUUUUU